AGCUGUCAUACAGACGCUAGCAACAGCAGAAUCUUUUGACUAUCCAAUGUGCUAAGAGCUAGCAGUUUAAAGGAGCUUCAAAUUUCCCUUUAACACUAAUUUUAACUCUUCAUUCAUUUGUGUUCUUGAGUAGAGUGUGCGUCGCUUCAAUUCUGAUAAGUCAUGGCAGCGGAUUGGUUGGGUAGUUUGGUGUCAAUUAACUGUGGGCCAACACUGGGAGUCUAUCAAGGAGAGGUGGUGUCUGUGGACCAGUCCAGCCAAACCAUCUCCUUAAGGCAACCUUUCCAUAAUGGAGUCAAGUGCCCUGUCCCCGAGGUCACAUUCAGCGCCAUUGACAUAAAAGAACUAAAGAUUUUAGAUAUCAUAAUGGGCAAUGCUAGGAACAGCUCUUCUGCAUCCACAAAGGUAGGCAGCGGUCCAGUUGGAGUCCCAAAGGUCGACCCCAGGUCUGUGGAGAAAGUCAACUCUCCUCAGCACUGCUCCAAAAGCUAUGGAGAACGUCACCUGGACAUACCUGGCCAGCCAAAAGGAUUUCGUCGAAGACACAACUCCUGGUCAUCUAGUAGUCGAGGGGCAAACCAAGCGACACCGAAAAAGAACGGUGUGAAGAACGGUCAGGUGAAGCUAAGAGACGAUGAGUGUUUUGGGGAUGGCAUGGACGACGGGCUGGAGACAGACUUUGAUUUUGAAGGAAACUUGGCUCUGUUUGACAAAGCAGCAGUUUUCUCAGAAAUCGACAUAUCAGAGCGCCGCAAUGGUGCAAGGUCACGUGGGACGCCUCAAGAGCAGACGCCCACUCGGUACCGUCACGAUGAAAACAUCCUGGAAGCCAAACCUAUUGUGUACAGACAGAUUACUGUACCUCAGCCUGGGACCAAAGAGUACUGCACUGACUCUGGGCUUGUUGUACCCAGUAUAUCCUAUGAACUACACCAGCGUCUGUUGUCAGUGGCUGAGCGUCAUGGUCUCUCACUGGAGCGCAGAAUUGAGAUGACUGGAGUGUGUGCAAGUCAGAUGGGACUUACAUUGCUGGGUGGGCCCAACAGAUUCACUCCAAAAAAUUUACACCAGCGUCCGACAGUGGCUCUGCUGUGUGGCCCUCAUGUUCAGGGAGCUCAGGGCAUCAGCUGUGGUCGUCACCUGGCCAAUCAUGAAGUGGAUGUCAUCUUAUUUCUGCCCAAUUUUGUCAAGAUGCUCGACUCAGUCACCAGUGAGGUCACCCUCUUCAACAAGACUGGUGGCAAACAGGUGUCAAGUGUCAAAGACCUUCCAGACAGCCCAGUGGACUUAAUCAUAAACUGCCUGGACUGCCACGAGAACACAUUCCUGAUGGACCAGCCUUGGUACCGAGCCGCUGCAGACUGGGCUAACCAGAACCGAGCGCCAGUGCUCAGCUUAGACCCUCCUGGUAGUGGACAGGGGCAGGCAGUCGAGGCCAAGUGGUCCCUCUCUCUUUGCCUCCCCCUUCCCCUGGCUGAGGGGGCUGGCAGGGUAUACCUGUGUGACAUAGGUAUUCCUCGCCAGGUGUUCCAGGAAGUGGGAAUUAAGUACAUUUCUCCUUUUGGCUGCAAAUUUGUCAUCCCUCUGCACUCUGCAUAAUGCCACUAAUGGUCAACAUGACAGAUUGAAUCUUUCACCCUCCAUGACCAUUUGGGUUUGGUGCCUUAUAUUCCAGAGUUCAUCCAUUAAGUUUCUAACUCAUCAGCACGUGAAAGGGACCACUGUUUGGUACAUUAGUUCUACAAGAACUAAGUGCAUAUAGCCGGGAUAGAAAAGAGCUUUAUUCAAAAAUUAAAUGUGUUGGUCAUCAGAGGCUUCAGCCAUUAUGUAGAUACCAUUGUAUUUACAUGAUGCCACAUAGUUUUCAGUAGUUUUAGACAAUCUUUGACUUAAAAUGGAAACAUUUGUGAAUGUCACUGUAAUCUAACCUCAUUCCAAAUCUGGGGAAUAAACACAGAUCCACCAUAUAGUACAUGCAGAUGUGAUGUUAUUACAUUAGUUUGGAUGAGACAACAUGACUACAAUCUUACAUUGCUGUUACUAUUGCUAAUGGCUGGCCUUAUAGGCUGCCAUACUCUGCAGAACUCCGUUACUGUUGUAAGAUGUUUUAAUAGGAUAGAAAAUCCAUUUAAGCAAAUGUGGAAUAUUUGUCAUUUAUGUGAGUAAUUUUUGUAUUUUCAAACUAAACCAGUGUUGGUUGAAUGGAGCAGCUACUGGAGAGAAUCCAGGUAUCGGCAGUUUUGUUUGUUCAUGCUAAAUUAGGCUGUCAUGAUAAGGGCUUUGAUAAGAUGACACUGCAUGCAACACCUCUUUGAAUCUUGUCUUUUAGGCAAAAAGGUUUGCCAACUAGAUUUUGUUACAAUAGAGAGCCGAAGUCAUGACGUUCUACUAGCUUCUGUCACUCAAUCUCCAUUUCUUUCAUCUGUCACGUAAAGACAAUCAAGACAAUUGGGCAUCCACUACAGCAGUUGUUCUUAGAAAUUGAAACCUUUUGUUACGUUAACAAAGUUAAACAACAAUUACUUUGCGUGCAUAGAAAAAACUACAAGAGUGGGAACUUCUGUUAUCGUAUCUUGGUUUCGUCCAUAUCCAUAAAACGUAUAGGUCUUACAGGUGUGGCUUAAAGGCCUCUAAAAUCCUAAAUAUUGAAUAAACUGAUAUUGAAGCAAGCCACACGGCAUACAGAUGACAAAGACUGUUCCAAAGCUAGAGUGUUUAGUUAUUUGAGAAGCAACAAAUGUAUCAAGAUCUUGAUGUUUGCUUGAGAACAGAACCCGGAAGUUGCAGUUUCACUUUGGCUCUCUAUUGUAAAAGGACCAUAUCAUAUAUUAACCGAUGUUAAAGACCAUAUCGUUUAACCGAUGUUAAAGGACCAUAUCGGAAUGUUUACAAGUUUGACUUCCUUAACUGCAAAUCAUGAAUAUUUAACGUGUUCUGAUCUUUUUCAGAUGCAGACUACAGUUACGUUUAAAAUAUAUAUAUUUUCCUAUUGGUUUCCAAGUAUUACUAAAAGAAAAAUCUAUUAUCAGACUCUUGGAGCUCUGUUAUGUUGCGAAUCCAUCACAGCAAACAUAAUGUCUGUAGUAGUUAAAUGAUUGUUGUGUGGUAAUGUAGUUGAUUUCAAAAAGUCUACUCUGCAUUACACUGACAAACAUUAAUACAUUCUUGACAUUACCUGUGAUGGACUAAAGUUUCAAGAAUGUCCUAGUAGAUUUUCUUGUUGUAUAGAAGCCAAUGGAUGCCUGGAAGACAACAUGCAUAUACAUUUAUAACACACAAUAGCAUGGUUUGCAGAUGGUUAGUUGAGAUGUAAAGUGGAAAUGAUUUGUGUUAAAUGGUGGUAUGGUCCUUUAAGUUUCAAACUACCUUGCAGCUAAGAAUGUCAACUGUUUUUUUUUGGGGUUUUUUCUAUCAAAGUUUUGUUGGUUGACAACAAGUAGCGUUUUCUAAAGUACAAAUGCUCUUUAUAUUUGGGAUUCAAAUGCAUUACUGGGUGAAUCAUCUUGAUCUAAACUCUCAAACAAGAUGCAACAUCAUGCACUGAGUGCCCUCUUUGAAACAAUUGGAUUCGGUUUUUGUGAUGAGAAGUUGUUGAACAUUCUUUUCAUGAAUCCCCCCCCCCCCCCUCCUGAUGUUGUGGAGUAUGCCUGUUUGUGUACUCAACCAUUAGUGGUAUUUACAAUGAAGCUAAAGCAUAGACUGUGAAAUAUAAUUAAAGAAGAGCUGCUUGUUUUGUGCUGCUUUUUGAGGCCUUGACUGAGGGGUCGUAGGUAUUUCUACUGCCAAAUAUUUUUGACAAUGAAAGUCAAACCCUUUUGCUUAUUCUUUUACAAGACCACAUUCUUUUUUAAAUGUGUCCAGAACAGAGGGAAUUACAUGGACAUGCACAUUGUAUUUAACAUGUCCUUAAAUCUUCUAUCAGUGAGGUCCAGUGUAGUCUAGAAAAGGCUGGAUUGACGCUGUUGCAGAAGUUACAAAUUAUGUCAUCUGGGAUAUGGUUUAUGGUGUGGUAUUGUGUCCACACAUUAACUUGUUAACAUCUCAGGAGGAUUACAAAAUACUUACAUUAUAUUUGUUGUUUUUUCUCUGUGCGCAUUAUCCUGCACAGGGUUCAUACACUGAUUCAGUGAAAAUGACUUUUCAUGCACAAAGGGUUUGUCCUUUCUCCAACAUUCCUCCGGCCUGAUGUGUUAUGUCACAUCUGUUGAGACAAGUCUGGUUUGGAAACAUCAGCCAGUGUUACUGAAUGUGAUGAGGAUUAUUGUUCUCUUUGGCCGCCAGGGGGCCAUUAAACCACACUUUUGGUGGCUCUUCCUUAUUGUGUUGAAAUGGCAGCUUUAUGUACUAUUUCCUCAAACAAUAUUGGUAUUUCUCUACGAAAUGUGAACAGUCAGAAACCAUGAGGUGAUCUGGCUUUUACACGGAAAGCCACUGGGUUGUAAGUAAACGAAGGUUAUGCUUAUUGUUAUGUUUUGUAAUUAGUUUACAUGUUUCAAAUUCUCAGAUCUGCACUGGGUGUUUUAGGUCAUGCGAGAUUAGUUUGCAGUUCAGGAAAAAAAAACAACAACCCCGCAUUAAAUAGCCAGUGGGAGGUUUGGUCUAGACAGGACAACAGUUUCCUUUUGAGAGCGAGGUUCAUGUGCAACAAUGCUGUGCAGUCCUCUUGUGUCAUGUCUGCAGACUGAAACAAUAAAACACUUUCAACGUUG
Cottoperca gobio is the source of this 4709-nucleotide messenger RNA. It is a transcript of the gene edc3, whose product is annotated as enhancer of mRNA decapping 3 homolog (S. cerevisiae). Bases 163 to 1599 code for a protein of 478 amino acids. The record is from RefSeq and is a predicted model, not a curated record. Gene Ontology annotation, biological process: P-body assembly; deadenylation-independent decapping of nuclear-transcribed mRNA. Gene Ontology annotation, cellular component: P-body. Lineage: Eukaryota; Metazoa; Chordata; Actinopteri; Perciformes; Bovichtidae. Gene Ontology annotation, molecular function: mRNA binding. The transcript has 7 exons.